UGGGGUGGGUGGGUGGGUGAAGUCCAAUUAUAGAUCUCUACUUUUAAAAAUAAGACUUGUUGACUUUUUGAUUCACAUGAUCCUUGCAAAAUGCGUUGAAACUGACAAUGGAACAUUUUGAGGAUUGAAACUCAAUCCCUAUUUUCUGCGAAACAAGUUUGACAACUUACAAAGGGAUCAGCAGUGAUCAAAAGACUGGGCACAGAAGAAGUUUGUUUGAGGUCUGCGAUUGAGACUACCGCUUCUUUAUGGACAAUGCAAAUAGGAUGGACUCAGGUGCAGGACUGAAGGAGACUUUCAAAUUAUGUUUCGAAGGUCAAAUUCCUAAUGUACUAUUUACUUAUCAGAAAUUGUUGGGUGAGCAAGGGAUUCUAAAAGUAGUAUUGAGAGAUGAUUCUGGAGGCAUUGUAGAAGAUGGUCCAUUAGCGUUCAUGAAAGUCAAGCUUGCUGUUCUUCGUUCAGAUCUGACUAGUGAUGGAUUAGCUAGUGAUGGAUUAAAUCAAUACAUUUUACAUCCAAGGAGUGGCAGACGGCCUCUUCUAGCUGGAAAAAGUGAAUUAUGUCUUUUUAAAGGAGUUGCUUAUAUAGAUGAUGUCGAGAUCACUGAUAACUCAUGUUGGAUUAGAUCUAACAAGUUCAGAUUAGGGGCUACAGUUGAGAAAUCCCUUUACCCAGGAGUGACUGUUAGGGGAGCAAUAAGUGAAGCUUUUACAGUUAAAGAUAGAAGUUUAGCUUAUAGUAAGAAAGAGAAUCCAGCUCUAGAUGACGAGGUAUGGCGCUUGAAGGGAAUUUCAAAAGGUGGAAAAUUACAUCUGAAGCUUAGCUCUAUAGGUAUCCUCUCUGUGGGCGAUCUUCUACAGUAUCAUAAUAAAGAAGGAAAGCUACCUCUUACUGAAAUUCUUCAUGUUUCACACUCAAAGAUAAAUAAAUUAAUUCAACAAGCAAGCAGAGCAUCAUACAUCAAGAAAACUGAUAUCUUUAUAAGUAGGGUACAAGAUGAAAUGUUUUGCCCAUUUUACAAAACGGAUUCAAGCACUCUUGUCCAAGAGUAUGAAAACGUCUUUGAUAUAGUUACGGGAACAUGCAUUAUUGAGAAAUCCGAAUGUGAUAUCCUUACUACUCUUGGGGAAAAUGAUGAAAUGUGUCGUCAACCUCAAAACCCAGAUGAACUGUGUGUUCAGUCUCAGAAGCUAUUAAAUGUUUUCAGUCCAAAUAUCUCUCAGGAGUGUUUAGACUGCUUGGUGGUAUAUUGUAGUCUCUUCCCUAAAGAUUAUGUGAUUGAUGGUGAUACCUUGAUCCAGUUAUGGAUGGCAGAGGAUCUAAUCAAAGAAGAACCUAUGGAGGAUAUUGCUGCAGCUUAUCUCAAAGCUCUCUGUGAGAACAAAAAAUGCAUAUCCUUGCUGAGUGAAGAUUGUGGUACGUGCAAGAUAUGGUACAAAAUAAAUGGAUUUGAACUUGCAGAACAAGAGCUACAAAGGUCAAAAAUCAAUCCAGUAAGAGUAAUUUCUGAAUAUGCCCGUGCAAAAGCAGAGCAUGUUCAUGUAAUUUUGCAGCGUCUAUUCUCGAAAGAUCUGAAGGUGCUUGCAUCAUUUACAAACAUGAGGUCGCUUCUGCUAUUGCAGAAUCACAAGGCUAACGUUGAGCGAAUUCCUUCUGAUUUUUUCAUAUCAUUGAGAGAUUUGCGUGCUCUUGAUCUGAGCAGGAUGAAAGUAUCAGAGAUACCAAGUUCUAUAGGUAAUGCUAAAUCUCUGCGUUAUCUUGACCUCUCUGAAACACUUAUUAAAAAGCUGCCUGAAACCAUAGAGUUCCUUGAAAAUUUGCAAACUAUGAAGCUUAUAAAUUGUCCUAGCCUAGUAUCCUUGCCGAAAUGCAUGAAGAGGCUAACAAGACUUCGUCAUCUGGAUUUCGGUAAUCAUCACCGUAUCCACUCCAUGCCAGAUGGGAUGGGGUCACUUCUAAAACUCCGCACCUUGUCAGAGUUCAUUGUUGGCGGAGAAGGAUCCGGCAUCGGAGAACUGGAGAAAAUGAAUCAUCUCAAUGGUAAAUUACGCCUCUCUAGACUUGAAAAUGUUGCUAGCUUUAAUGAGGCUCUCAAGGCUAGGCUCAAUGAUAAACAACAAUUGAAGAGCUUAGAGCUUCGAUGGACUGAUAAAGACACACGCCAAGAAAGCAUCAAUAUUAUCGAUGAUGUUGCGGACUAUCUACAGCCACACAAGAACCUCCACGACCUAAGGAUUCUUUUUUACGGAGGUUCAAAAUUUCCGUGUUGGAUUAGCAGCCACUUCUUUGUUAAACUCACAAAAAUUACUCUCUUCAAAUGUGCAAACUGUUUGUGCCUACCGUCUCUGGGACAACUUCCUUCACUUGAAUCGCUUAUCUUGAUUGAAUUGAGUAGUGUAAGGUUUAUUGCUGGACGUUUUCUCAGGGAUGAGGCAUUGGCAACAGCAGCUACCACUUCCACCGUUGCAUUUCCAAAGUUGCAGCAAUUACAGAUCAAAUCGAUGCUAAACCUAUUAUGUUGGAUUAGUGUAAAAAACGGUGAUUUCCCUCGUCUUAGAAAGCUGUCUAUCAAGGAUUGUCCAAAAUUAGCUGCUGUUUGUAGAAUCGGAAGCAUGGCUUCUCUAGAACAUUUGGAGCUAAAUAAGUGCACCAAGCUUGCAGUAUUUCGAAAGGUAGAAUGGCUUACUUCACUUAAAACAUUGAUCAUAGAGAAUUGUCCCUCUUUUAUAUUAUGUAGUUCUCUAGACGGGAAGGAUGAUUGGGUUAAAAUUCAGCAUAGUCCCAAUUCGUUGAUUUAUCAACGCAAAGAGGAGGAUGAACAGGGAGAGAUUCUAGACCCUACAAAACAGAGAGGUUCUUCUUCAAUGGCCAGUUCUGACAUGCUAGAGUUUCCCUCACAAUGAUUGAAAUUAGUAACUUGUGAUGUCCAUUUUAAGUUCCAUUAGGAUUAUUCAUUAUGUACACUUGUGUCCAUUUCUAUGAACAUACAAGAUGGAAGAGUAUGUCAUUUAAAGGAGUAGAAGUGUUUUACUAGAAAAAAUAUGUAUAUUAUUUAUGAUUUUAGUUUCUAAAUACCAAUUCUAAAUAUGUGCUCCAUAUUAUUUGUGUUGAACACGAGCAAAUUGAACAAAAUAAAAAGAGAACGUUGAGAGGUUGACGACCCAUUGAUCUCGCGUUCGACGGGUCAUCAAGCCGAUGGAAUUUUGCUUUAAAUUAAAGGAGUAGAACUGUAGAAGUAUUUUUAAGAAGACAAAUGUCGAGGGCUUGACGACUUGUUGACCUUAAUUCAGACGGGUGAUCAAGCUCCGGGUUGAUGUUCUUCGGUCUUUGCAGUUUUGUUGAAUCACUAAACAGGAAAAGUUGCUUGUUCAUUAGGGUUAUUGUAAGACACUUACA
Messenger RNA from Amaranthus tricolor (Joseph's coat), 3396 nucleotides. RefSeq names its product putative disease resistance protein At3g14460. NCBI's taxonomy places the organism in Eukaryota, Viridiplantae, Streptophyta, Magnoliopsida, Caryophyllales, Amaranthaceae. The record is from RefSeq and is a predicted model, not a curated record. The transcript is spliced from 6 exons. Bases 249 to 2903 code for a protein of 884 amino acids.